AUGAGAGGCCAACCAGGUUGCCACCUCGGUCUCACCACGGGAAACCUGAGCGGAGACCCAGCUGCGCCGGGCCGCACCUCUGGCCCACAGAGCUGUGAGCUGGCGCACGGGUGUGCUUCGCAGGCGCUGUGUGCGGCCCAGACCAUUAACUGCCUGGCUGCUGACCGAGAAGUUGGGGUCCAAGUCCACACAGAGUCACCUCGGGACCAAGUUUACCUGAAGUGGAAACACUGUGAAACACCAGGCGUUAAGACUCUCUGCAACCUCACUAAACUUCUGAAUAGACUUCAAAAAGAACACCGCGAUGAUAUCUACCUUUACACCUCCGGGCACCUAAAUCCCAACAAGCUCUACAGGCCUCCGGAAACGAUCUUAUACCACUGGCCUAAUGCCAACAGGCCAAGGAGGGAAAGAAUCUCCAGAGAGGAAAAGCAACCCGAUGAGACGGUGGAGAAGAUGAAGGACGCGCUGGCUGAGUUUACUAUCAACACCGCUCUGGUUCCAGAUGACUCUAAGAACACACCUCUGUUCAGGUACCUGAACCCUAAGGCUCCUCUUUCCCACCCAGACGUUACGAAAGGGGGUUCCAUUCCACAGGAAGUUGUGAAAGAAGAGUCAGAGGAGAUGCGUGUGUUUUCUUCUGAGCAGCUAAAGAGAAAGGAGUUGAGACUGCUGGGGAUGAGAGUUCUGAAGUACAAGUCCAUGUCUUCCAGCCGCCAGUGUGUGGUGGCUCCUCCCAGCAAGGAUGAAUACCAGUACAUCGACUCCUACUUAGCUGGUGUCACUAAAGCCGACAGAUACAGGCAGCUCUUGUGUUUCCAAAAAGAUGUCCUUGCAAAGCAAGACCUUCUGAAGAAUGAUUACACUGGGAGCAAAGCAGUGAUACACCAUGAACAGAAGUUGGAGCAGGAGCUCCAGAAAAUAAGCCCAUGCAGUGCUCCGCAAUUCAGCCGACUGCAGAUCUUUGGAAAAGUCUUUGAAGAUAUUUGUAAUAGUUCCUUAAUAUUUGGUGAUAUCCUCAGAGAAAUUAAGAGCGAAUAUGAGUGCUACAUGUCCAUCCUUCUGGACUCCCAGCCAACAGCCCAGUAUAAGACGUUGCUGGCUCACAUCAAGGGACUAGAGAGGAGGUCUGUGAAGACAGCAGAUGUGGACCAGGCCAAGGAGGAGUUGAAGGUGGUUGUGAGGGCCGUCAAAGCUGCCCUGGAGCACAAUGACAAGGUCCAAUCACAGUUGGAUAGGAAAUAUUAUAUUUUAGCAUGCAAAAUAGUGUUAAUCAUACAAUUAUCUGAGAAAAAUGUAACUGAAGAGAAGGACCUUACUCUUAUUGAGAAGGUUGAAAAGAAGAGAUGUGAAAUACUCAAUAAAUGGGAUGAAAUUCAAGCUCUUGAAAGAGAAAUUAAAACGAAUUUUGUUCACAUGGGGAUUUCAGACAUCACCGAGAGCAGCAUUAACAGCAUAGAGGUGUGUGAUUUGUUGGAUAAUUUGUUUCCUGUUCCUUUGAUUGUAGACCCUGGUAAACAUGUGAAGCAGUUUGAUUUUGCAAUAGAGUGA
This is a messenger RNA of Orycteropus afer afer, 1551 nucleotides long. NCBI's taxonomy places the organism in Eukaryota, Metazoa, Chordata, Mammalia, Tubulidentata, Orycteropodidae. The record is from RefSeq and is a predicted model, not a curated record.